AGUGCUGCGUACGCAAGCCCUUGACUGGUGGAAAAAAAGGGGUCCUGAUCGCUGUGGUUUUGUCCUCAGGCUCCCGUCUCCGGAGCUCCCAUUCCAGGAGUCUGGCAGGGGCGGGAGAGGCUCUUCUACGGUUUUUUGCUUGGAAAGAGGCGUCUGGCUUUCCUGAUUGCAAAGAAAAAUCCGACAAGCUCUUAAAGCCACACGAGAAAGCAGAAGGCAGCGGAGGGGGAAAGGAGGUUUGCUCAGCCCGGGCAGCGCAGCCAAGCAGCAGUGCAGCACGUCCGAGCGGCGACCAGGCGACAGCGGGGCUGCUCCUGCUUAAAGCCCGUCCCGGCGCUCGCAGCGGGCCCUCGGCUGCCUCCGGGCCCCGGAGCGGCGGCGCCCGGCAGGCUGGGCUGCCCCCCGGCCCGCUGCCCCCCGGCAUGGCGCAGGAGGCGGCCCCCGUCCUCCUGGUCUUCCUCACCCGGCUGGUGUCAUCCACGUGGCACGAAGGGUCCGGCUACUACGCCGCCGAGAGCCACGCCAACGAGGUGUACGCGGAGGAGCCGCCGGCCGAGCCCGCCCUGGACUACCGGCGAGUGCCCCAGUGGUGCGCCCCGCUCACCGUGCACCGCGGAGAGGCCGCCUGCUACUCGCCGUGGGGCGGCGCGUACCGCAGCAGCCUGGGCGCCCGCUGCGAGCUGAGCUGCGCCCGCGGCUACCGGCUGGUGGGGCGCAGCGCCGUGCACUGCCUGCCCAGCCGCCGCUGGUCCGGCAUGGCCUACUGCCGACAAAUCCGGUGCCACGUGCUGCCGGCGCUGCCUCGGGGCUCCUACGCCUGCUCGGCCGGCGUGCUGAUGGACUCCCGCUGCGACUACGCCUGCCUGCCCGGCUACCAGCUGGAGGGCGACCGGAGCCGCACGUGCCUGGAGGACGGGCGCUGGAGCGGGAGCGAGCCGCUGUGCGCAGGACUCUGCCGACGGCGUCAUCAAGCGGGUGACGCUGCGGGGCCCCGAGCCGGGCUCCGAGUUCGCCGAAGGGGAGCACGUGAUCCGCUACACGGUGCACGACCAGGCGUACAACCGGGCCAGCUGCAAGUUCAGCGUACGCGUGCAAGUGCGCCGCUGCCCCGUCCUGAAGCCGCCGCAGCACGGCUACCUCUCCUGCACCUCCGCCGGCAACAACUACGGGGCCACCUGCGAGUACCUGUGCGACGGCGGCUACGAGCGCCAGGGCACCUCCCUGCGCGUCUGCCAGUCCAGCCAGCAGUGGACCGGCUCGGCGCCCGUGUGCACGCCCAUGCAGAUCAACACGCGCGUGAACUCGGCCGCCAGCCUGCUGGAUCAGUUCUUCGAGAAACGCCGGCUCCUCGUCGUCUCAGCCCCCGACCCCGCCAACCGCUACUACAAGAUGCAGAUCUCCAUGCUGCAGCAAGCCGCCUGCGGGCUGGACCUGCGGCACGUCACCGUCGUCGAGCUGGUGGGGCAGCCCCCGCACGAGGUGGGCCGCAUCCGGGAGCACCAGCUCUCCGCGGGCAUCAUCGAGGAGCUCAGGCAGUUCCUGCACCUCUCCCGCUCGCUCUUCAACGCGGUGCUGCUGGACAAGGCGGGCACCGACCGCGAGCGCUACAUCCUGCCCGUCGGCCCCGAGGAGCUCUUCGACUUCAUCGACACCUACCUGCUGAGCCCGCAGGAGGUGGCGCAGCGGGCGCAGAGCGGGGACGCCUGCGAGUGAGGCGGCGCGGCGGGCCCGGGCCGACCCUCCGCCGGCCCGGCCUCAAGAACGGACAAAUUCCCUUCUGCUUUUCUAGUCGCCCGCUGUAGAGGAGGACCAGGGCGCCGAGGGCUUCGGGGGGGAGGAGGGCCAGUCUCAGGCGGGGGUGGGAGCAGCAGCAGGCCGGGGCCGCGCUGCUAAGCAGCUGGGAGCAUCGGGAGCUGCCGGAGCGCCUCCGCGCAACGCCUGGCGCGGGAGAGGGGCCCCGGCCCUGCCGGGCGCGAGGCCGAGCGCGGCCGAGCGCUCCCAGCCCCGGCCGAGCCACGGAAACCUCGCGCAGCGGCUUCGCCCUGCUCUCGGCCGUGCCCGCCCCGUGCGCAACCCGAACGUGCCUCCUCGUCGCCCGGGGGUCGGCCCCCGACAGCCGGCCGGGUGCUGCUGCCAGCGUCCUGCCGGAGCCAGCGCCGGCGGAAAGCCUCUGUUGGGAGCAGAUGGCCCCACGCUCAGAGACACAGUAGCAAACACUCAGUGCACAAAUCACCUCUAACAGAUUGUAAUCGCACCCUACCGUUUGCCUCUCCUUCCACCCAGCAACGUGGCGCUCUUCCUGAGAACUGUUCUGGCAGUAGAAUAUUAACUUGACAUGAAUAAAUUUGUAUAAAAAGUCA
Rhea pennata is the source of this 2360-nucleotide messenger RNA. RefSeq names its product sushi repeat containing protein X-linked 2 (gene SRPX2). The transcript has 11 exons. The record is from RefSeq and is a predicted model, not a curated record. The coding region runs from base 423 to 1802 and encodes 459 amino acids. Gene Ontology annotation, biological process: cell-cell adhesion; positive regulation of synapse assembly; positive regulation of cell migration involved in sprouting angiogenesis. Gene Ontology annotation, molecular function: signaling receptor binding. NCBI's taxonomy places the organism in Eukaryota, Metazoa, Chordata, Aves, Rheiformes, Rheidae.